AUGGAGAUUCCUAGCGCCCCGAAGCCUCGCUGGAGCGCCAUGAUUCAUCCGCUACAUGAGCAGAUUGUAAAAGAAGUCGACGGCUAUUUCCUCCAACACUGGCCCUUCCCUAACCAGAAGGCCCGCAAGAAGUUCGUCGCUGCCGGUUUCUCUACAGUGACAAGCUUCUACUUUCCCCUAGCUCUCGAUGAUCGCAUUCACUUUGCCUGCCGACUUCUCACGCUCCUUUUCCUGAUCGACGAUCUCUUGGAGUACAUGUCCCUUGAGGAUGGCAAAGCUUACAACGAAAAGCUGAUGCCCAUCACUCGUGGCGAAGUCCUCCCGGACCGAACAAAGCCGGUUGAGUGGAUCACAUACGACUUGUGGGAGAGCAUGCGUGCCCAUGACCGCGCUAGGGCGGAAGAUAUCCAGGAGCCUGUCUUCACAUUCAUGCGUGCGCAAACCGACAAGAAGCGUCUUGACAACAUGGGUCUCGGAGCAUACCUUGAAUACCGCGAGGCGGACGUAGGCAAGGCCCUCCUCGGCGCCCUCAUGCGCUUUUCCAUGGCCCUCAACGUCCCGCAGGAGGACCUAGACUGGAUGCGGUCCGCAGAUAACGUCUGCUCGAAGCACCUCUCCAUCGUCAACGACAUCUGGAGUUUCGAGAAGGAAGCCGAGACCGCAAAGCACGGGCACAAGGAAGGUGCCGCGCUGUGCAACGCGGUCGUCAUCAUGGCCAAGGAGGCCGAUAUCCCUGUUAAAGCGGCCAAGAACGUUUUAUAUCACCUCUGUCGCGAGUGGGAGCUGAUGUACGACAUUCAAAGGGAGCAACUGCUGGCCGAGAAAGAUACUCCUGCUAUCAGGGCGUAUUUGAAGGGGCUAGAGUUCCAGAUGAGUGGGAAUGAGAAGUGGAGUUCGACGACACUGAGGUACUUGGCCACUAAGGACUAG
This is a messenger RNA of Cucurbitaria berberidis CBS 394.84, 930 nucleotides long. Its product is annotated as Aristolochene synthase in complex with 12,13 Difluorofarnesyl diphosphate. The coding region runs from base 1 to 930 and encodes 309 amino acids. The record is from RefSeq and is a predicted model, not a curated record. Lineage: Eukaryota; Fungi; Ascomycota; Dothideomycetes; Pleosporales; Cucurbitariaceae. The transcript is spliced from 3 exons.